CACCAGCCACUGUCGAAGCCGCACGUCAUAAGUUUACCAAACAUUUUGCCGCGGAAAACAUUGUAAACAAAAAGUGUAGUUUCCAAGUAAUUGAUUUUGUCUGUAAAUCUAAUCAAUCAUGAAGGCCGUAAUUGGUUUUGUGAUGCUCAUGCUAGGAGUAGUGUCAACAGACAUGGCUGGGGAGUGUGAUAUGGCCAGCUUCUACACAGAGUUGGGGUGCACACCAGUGGCUCGAGCUGACGGCGGCCUCUGUCCUGAGUCCUUCACCUGCCCAGACCUGCAUCCUGAUCCCACUAAAUGUUAUUACAAAGGUGUGGCGUACGCUGACAGAUCGCCGAUACCUCAGCCACUGAUCAGUAACCCUUGCUCGCAAGCCUGCAGUUGCAGCGUGUUCGCCGGGGAGCCACAGUUCAGCUGCGCGGCCGUUGACUGUGUGGAGACCUUCGACAAUGAUAUGCAGCAGCAAUGUAUCUAUACGUAUGAAGUAGACUCGUGUUGCAGUACUGGCACUGUUUGUGGCAAAGACGCAAUAGCCCAGCUAAAGACAUGUGAAGUGGAUGGGAAGACUUACCGCGAGGGUGAGACAUACCAGCCCAAGGACACACGUAAGACUUGUGUGUGUACUGCGGACUUCAACGCGACUGAUAACUCUGCCAACUGCCGGGACAUCAACUGCGGUAUCGAGAUCCACUACCAGUCCGAUUUACUGCAGAACUGCGCUCCUGUCUUCCCUGGCAACAUGCGCGGAUGUCCUAUCGGUUUCGAGUGCCAAAAUGCAAAGACCAAAGUCGUUCGUGGUCUCAACAUUCGAAACCUGACGGCCUCCUGCGUGUUUGGCAACACGACCCUGAUCGUUGGAGACGAGGUGACAGUUGAGGACGCUUGCACUAAAUGUACCUGCACUGUUCCACCUUUUGUCACUUGUAUGAGAAAGAAUACUUGUGACCAUACGAACUAAAUCUCAAGAAGGACUGAAGAAUGGAUGG
Molecule: messenger RNA, 986 nt
Organism: Spodoptera exigua (beet armyworm)
Lineage: Eukaryota; Metazoa; Arthropoda; Insecta; Lepidoptera; Noctuidae
Source: the annotation of a GenBank genome assembly